Ornithorhynchus anatinus (platypus) is the source of this 1002-nucleotide messenger RNA. Its product is annotated as vomeronasal type-1 receptor 1-like. NCBI's taxonomy places the organism in Eukaryota, Metazoa, Chordata, Mammalia, Monotremata, Ornithorhynchidae. Gene Ontology annotation, biological process: G protein-coupled receptor signaling pathway. Gene Ontology annotation, cellular component: membrane. The record is from RefSeq and is a predicted model, not a curated record. Gene Ontology annotation, molecular function: pheromone receptor activity.
AUGGUCUCCAGAGACCUCAUCCAGGGAAUCUGCUUCCUCUCCCAGACAGCAGUGGGACUCGUUGGGAACUCCUUCCUCCUCACGGUCCAUGUCUUCCUGCUCCCCCAGCUCCAUCAGCCCAAGCCCACAGACCUAAUCGUCUCCCACUUGGCCUUGGUCCACACUGUGAUGCUCCUCACCAGGGUUGUCACGGUGACGGUAUCAGCCCUCAGUCUGCGGCAGCUCCAGACCGACGUCGGGUGUAAGAUGUUCGCCUUUGUCUACCGCGCUACGCGUGGUGUCUCCAUGGGCACCACCAGUCUUCUCAGUGCGACCCAAGCCAUUACCAUUGGUCCCAGCCACCCAUCCUGGACCCGGCUCAAAGCCCAGAUGUCCAAGCGCAUCUUCCCUGCCUGUGUCUGGUUCAUCAACAUGCUGGUGGAAGCCAACCUCCUCGUGAAGAUGGUUUUGUCCCCCAACGUGACCAGCAGAGGGAACAGUUUCCAUGACAACUAUUGUGUGGUGUCCAGGAUCAACACAUACCUCAGCGCUCUGCUCCAGGGGCCCCUCCUGACCCUUAUGACGGCAAUCCUCUCCCUGGGGCUCAUGGGAGGUUCCAGUGGCUACAUGGUCCUCCUCCUCCUCCGACAUAGCCAGAGGGUCCACCGUCUCCAUGGCCACCACCCGACAUCCAGGACCUCGCCGGAGACCCGGGCCACCCAAACCAUCCUGCUCCUGGUGAGCUGCUUCAUGGUCUUUUAUUCUGGAGACUUUGUCCUUUCCCUCUUCCUUGGGACGAUGCUGAGAAAUAAUUCCUUCCUCUUGGUCAUUUCACAGUUCGUGGUCAGUGGUUACCCCACCAUCAGCCCCUUCGUGCUGCUCAACAGUCACCGCCAGGUCACCAAACUCCUGGGUUCCUUUUUAGGGAAAAAAGACCCCAUCCCUUAAAAGACUCCAUUGCUGUGAUGGAGAAUUAUCUCCUCCCUUGGAAAUAAUUCAACAUGAAAGAGGAAUUGAAUGAAA